AAAGCCAAACUUGAAAACUCCUCUUAAAAGGGAAAGUAGCAACUAGCAACUCAUUUUUCUAGCAACUAAACCCUAAACUAGGAAACUCUUAAUCCAUAAAUCUCCAAAAAAAUAUAAAACCUAAAUUACAAAAAAACCCCUACAAUCCAAAAUAUUCCACUCUUGUCCUCUUCACACUGCUACAGCUCUCAAGAAACCAAAAACCAGCUUAGAGAAAAAAAAAGCUCACAAGAGAAAGAAAGGGAUAGCAAAGAAAGAGAGAAAGUUCCUGGUUUUCUUUAAAAGCCACCAUUUAAGACCGUACAUGUAUACAUAUUUAAGUAAUUUAUAUACAUACAUACAUAUAAACAUGGUGCGUAUUCUAUAAGCUGUUUCUUUCUUCAACUUCCCUGUACACUCACAAGCCCAUAACUCAAACCCUAGAUCUUAUACUUUUCUUUUUUAUUUUAUUUUCUUUUUGGGUUUUGUUUUACAUUACUGUGAAGUAUUAAACUAUACCCAUUUCAGAGAAAGACGCACAAUUAACUCACUUUCCUUCUCCUUUUCCUUUUAUUUAUGUUCUUCUCUUUUUAAUUCUCCAAAUUCUCUUUCUUAGAUCUGCACAAUUCAGCUAUUAUUUAUACAUUUGGUUUUAGUUAAAAUUCUCCACAAUCAGCACCUGAACCUGAUAAUUCUGUUAAUGUUGGUUUUUGGAUCGGUUCAAAACUAAAUAUCCACUUCUUAAUAGGCCUUAAUUUGGUGGUAUUUAUUGCGAAUUUUUAAGAAGAACAUUUUGUGAUAUCUCAAGUUGAUUUCUUUUUAUUGGUUGAGGUUUUUGGUCAUUCAUUUCUCACGCGAUCUGGUCAAAUUGAGUGAGAUUUUGUAAUUUCAUUUGGAGUGCGUGAUAUAUUUGAUUAAAAUUAGAUCUGGGAUUUUUUUUUGUCAUGCUUUAUAUGUUGUAGUUUUGGAAUUUUAAUUACUGGGUUAUCAAAUGGCAAUGCCACCGGGAAAUGUGGUUAUAUCGGACAAAAUGCAGUUUCCCGCUGGUGGUGGCGGGGUUGGUGGUGGGGGAGUUGGAAAUGAGAUCCACCAACAGCACCACCAUCGCCAGCAGUGGUUCCCUGUGGAUGAGCGUGAUGGGUUCAUUUCGUGGUUGAGAGGGGAGUUUGCUGCCGCCAAUGCUAUAAUUGACUCCCUUUGCCACCAUUUGCGGGCAGUUGGGGAGCCUGGUGAGUAUGACUUAGUUGUAGGGUGUAUACAGCAGAGGAGGUGCAAUUGGAACGCUGUUUUGCAUAUGCAGCAAUAUUUCUCUGUAGGAGAGGUGAUUUUGGCAUUGCAGCAGGUAGCAUUAAGGAAGCAGCAGCAGCAGCAGCAACAGAGGUAUUAUUAUGAUCAGAACAAAGUUGGAGGAAAGGAGUUUAAAAGGUUUUCAGGUGCAGGGUUUAACAAAGGACAGAAGGGUGGUGGUGGUGAAGUAGUAAAAGAAGCAGUUAAUUCUAGAGUAGAAAGUCAUAGUUUUGAUGGGAAUUCUUCAGGUAAUGGAGGGAGUGAGAAAUUUGAGGAGAUCAAAUCUGGUGCUGAUGGUGGGAAAUUGGAGGAUAAGAGUGUAGCACUUGCUGAGGAUAAGAAAGAUGCUGCAGCAAAACCACAUGUAGAUAACCCCUUGAAGACUUCAGGAAAUUCAGAAGAAACCUUGUCUGGGAAUUUAGAAGCUGACGCUGAGGCUGUGGAUGAGCAAUCCAGUCUUAAAGAGAAUGAUUCACAUUCCAGCCAUAAUCAGAGUGUUAAGCAGACUCUUGCGAUCACUCCAAAAACAUUUGUUGGCGGAGAGAUAGUUGAUGGAAAGAUGGUCAAUGUGGUUGAUGGACUCAAAUUGUAUGAACAAUUGCUUGAUGAUGUGGAAGUUUCAAAGCUUGUUUCGUUGGUCAAUGAUUUGAGAGCUUCUGGGAGAAGAGGACAAUUUUCAGGUCAGACAUAUGUGGUCUCCAAGAGACCUAUGAAGGGACAUGGGAGGGAGAUGAUUCAGCUGGGUCUUCCCAUAGCAGAUGCACCUGCAGAAGAUGAAAAUGCUGCAGGGACUUCUAAAGACCGGAGAGUAGAAUCCAUCCCGACAUUGCUGCAGGAUGUCAUUGAACGUUUUGUUAACAUGCAAAUUAUGGCCGUGAAGCCAGACUCUUGCAUAAUUGACUUAUAUAAUGAGGGCGAUCACUCACAGCCUAACAUGUGGCCUCCAUGGUUUGGAAAGCCCAUUUCUGUGCUUUUCUUGACAGAAUGUGACCUGACUUUUGGGAGAGUAAUUACAGCAGACCAGCCUGGUGAUUACAAGGGUUCUCUCAAGCUGCCACUUGCACCUGGGUAAUCAAGUUUAACUUCCUUCAAC
Molecule: messenger RNA, 2359 nt
Organism: Jatropha curcas
Lineage: Eukaryota; Viridiplantae; Streptophyta; Magnoliopsida; Malpighiales; Euphorbiaceae
Source: RefSeq, a predicted model, not a curated record